Messenger RNA from Chinchilla lanigera (long-tailed chinchilla), 2506 nucleotides. It is a transcript of the gene Kri1, whose product is annotated as KRI1 homolog. The transcript has 20 exons. The coding region runs from base 35 to 2179 and encodes 714 amino acids. Lineage: Eukaryota; Metazoa; Chordata; Mammalia; Rodentia; Chinchillidae. Gene Ontology annotation, cellular component: nucleolus; 90S preribosome. The record is from RefSeq and is a predicted model, not a curated record. Gene Ontology annotation, biological process: endonucleolytic cleavage in ITS1 to separate SSU-rRNA from 5.8S rRNA and LSU-rRNA from tricistronic rRNA transcript (SSU-rRNA, 5.8S rRNA, LSU-rRNA).
CCGGCGCGCGCCUGCGCAGUGGGCCUCCGUCGCCAUGCCGGAACCGCGCGGGUCGUCUCCUCUGCGCGUGAACAAGGCUUUUGCGGCGCGGUAUGGCCGCUACCGGGAGCGCGAGGAGCUGCAGCGGCUGAAGGAUCGCUAUGGGGACCGGGACAGCGGCGGCGACUCCAGCUCCGAGUCUGACUCCAGCGACGAACGCGUGGAAUUUGACCCCCAGCAGGAGCGCGACUUUUACAGGACACUGUCCUUGUUGAAGAAGAAAGACCCCCGCAUUUACCAGAAAGAUGCCACCUUCUAUCAGAGACCAGAGUCCUCCUCCUCCUCCUCCUCCUCCUCCUCCUCAGAGAGCGAGCAGGAGCGCGCAGCUUCAGGGAGGCAGAAGAAGGUGCGGCCGAUGUACUUAAAAGACUACGAGCGGACUGUCAUCGUGGAGAAGGGCGGCAAAUAUGUGGAUGAGGAGAACUCAGACGGGGAGAGCUCUGACUGGAGACUGCAGCAAACCACAUCGCAGAGUUAUGUGGAGGAGCAGAAGCAGCUCCGGGAGAGCUUCCGGCCAUUUGUGGAGGACAGCGAGGACGAGGACAGUGCCGGGGAAGGUGGCUCCAGCUUGCUGCAGAAGCGCAGGAAGACCCGGGAGGAGAAGGCCCAGGAGGAUGCCGACUAUGUGGAGUGGCUGAAGGGACAGAAGGAGGUUCAGAAUCCCGAGUCCUUGAAGGAGUUGAUGCACCUUAAGCAAUUUUGGGACAACCCGGAGCUGGAUGAAGGGGAGCAGUUCCUGCGGGAUUAUAUCCUCAACAAGCGUUACGAAGAGGAGGGCGAUGAGGACGAGGAGGAGGAGGAGGAGGAGGAGGGGGGGGCCCCCGGCCCCCCGGCCCAGCUGGCCGUGGACGACUCCUCAGACGAGGGGGAGCUGUUCCUGAAGAAGCAGGAAGACUUUGAGCACAAGUACAACUUCCGCUUCGAGGAGCCGGACGCGGCCUCGGUCAAGACCUACCCGCGCAGCAUCACGUCCUCUGUUCGCCGCAGGGAUGAGCGCAGGAAGGAGAAGAGGGAGGAGACCAGGGAACGGAAAAAGAAGGAGAAGGCCAGGAAGCGGGAGGAGCUGAAGCAGCUGAAGAACCUGAAGAGGAAGGAGAUUCUGGCCAAGCUGGAGAAGCUGCGCCAGGUCACGGGCAACAGGACGCUGGGCCUGGAGGAGCAGGACCUGGAGGGUGACUUCGACCCCGCCCAGCACGAGCAGCUGAUGCAGAAAUGUUUGGGCGAUGACUUCUAUGGUGCCGAAGAGGAGGAGAAGCCGCAGUUUGAGGAAGAGGAUGGCCUUGAAGAGGACUGGAACUGGGACACGUGGGGCGGUCCCCAGCAGAACAGCGGCGCGUGGAGCCAGCAGGAACUGCAUUGUGAGGACCCCGACUUCAAUAUGGACGCCGACUACGACCCCAGCCAGUCCCGGAAGAGGCAGCGCGAGGCUCCCUCCACGGGCAAGAAGAAGCGAAAAUCGCCCUUCGCCGAGGCUGUGGGCCAGGAAAAGCCUGUGUUCAACCCCGGGGACAAGACCUUCGAGGAGUACCUGGAUGAGUACUACCGGCUGGACUACGAGGACAUCAUCGAUGACUUGCCCUGUCGUUUCAAGUACCGCAGGGUGGUACCCUGUGACUUUGGGCUCAGCACUGAGGAGAUCCUGGCUGCUGAGGACAGGGAGCUGAACCGCUGGUGCUCCCUGAAGAAGACCUGCAUGUACAGGUCAGAGCAGGAGGAGCUGCAGGACCAGCGGGCGUACAGCCAGAAGGCCCGGAACUCCCAGAAGAAGCGGCAGAUCUUCCGGUCGCUCUGCCCGGAGGGGAUGGAAACCGCCAGGGAAGCCACUGGGCAGCAGCAGGGGCACACGGCCGGCCCUCGGGAGCAGCUGCCGGCGCCUGACCGAGGCCACGGGCAGCGGCCCCGGCCCGAGAGCGCCCCGGCACAGGACAAGGAGGCCCCCGCGCUGCCCCGCAAGACGCCAGCCCCCCAGAAGCGGAGGAGCGGCAGGAAGGCGCGGCUGCUGGGCCCCACGGUGACGCUCGGUGGCCGAGAGUUCAGCCGCCAGAGACUGCAGGCGUUUGGCCUCAACCCCAAGCGGCUCCACUUCCGCCAGCUGCGCCGGCUGCGGGGGAAGCGGCCGCGACCCACGAGCUGCGUCUGAGGACAGGACGGCGGAGGCCCCACAGCCAGGCCAGCCAACAGCUUUAUUAGCCCCGGCAGGCACAGCGUGCCCCGGGCAGGGGCCUGGGGACAGCGAAGGGCACGCCGGGCCAGUGCAAACUACAGUGCGAGAGUCAGGCCCUGAGUGGCGCCCGGGGGUCUGCGCGGCCCGCCCUGUGCGGGGGCCCCGGAGGGCGCGGCUAGCGGCCCCAGUUCUGCGGGUUCCUAGACUGUCUCUGCGGGGCGGUGGAGGGCUGAGGAGGAGAAACCCCGCCGUCUCCGGAGUUCCACCCCCCACCAAGUGACAUAAAUAAAAAAAUAAAUAGUC